AUGACUGCCCCUUUUACUCCCUCAUCUUGCAUCAUGUCUCCAAGAAAAAGACAUCUGAUGCCUGUGAGCAACAGAAGAAAAGCAGUUGACGACUACUUCCCUUUCAACUCCCUGCCAGUGGAGUGUCAGCUGCACGUCUUGUCGUUUCUAAAUGAGGUGGAUAAAUGUAGCUGCGCACUGGUUUGCUUCAGCUGGAGCUGCCUGGUCCGCUCGUGGAAGCUGUGGAGGGUUGCUGACUACUCCCGUCGUGGGGUUUUUCAUCUGGGUCAAGAGGGUCUGCUUGUCUCCAACCGUGAGUUUGAGAGAUGGAAGUCCUGGGUCCACCAUUACACCCACCACCUCAUCUCCCGCCGCGCCAGCCUGCUUACACUGAAGGCUAGCUUUGACCUGGGGGAUCGCUCCAAUAAGUGGUGUGAACUGCUUAGUCACCUGUUAGAUAAUGUGCAUUGCAGAGACCUUAGCCACCUAGACCUGAACUGGACCUUUACUCUGCUAGAACCGCUGGAUCUCAGGGUCCAUUCCAGCUCCAGUUCACACCAGGACAGCAUAACUAAAAUGGACCAGGUAAUUUUUGAUCUUAGCCUUUUUGCCAAAUGUAUUAUUACAACAAUAAUACUUUCUGUUCUCAUGUAACUCUCUUACUAACUUGUGAUGAUCCGGAUGGUCUGUGUGCAUUUUAAUUUGCCAGGUCACAAGCUUCCAGGGGCUGCUGACAAAGCUCACCCACAGCUGCCCACGCAUCUCAAAGAUGCGGUUACACUUUGACUGGUCGGAUGUGUCUGUGUCCCUGCUCACUCAGUUUCAGCAGCUCCGAGUCCUCGAGCUUAAAUACUUCUGGGUUUUCAAAGGAGUGACUCCCUCGACCCUGCAGUCACUAACCAGAUCACUGCCCAACCUCAAGUCUUUGACUCUGAACAUUUUGGUGCCUCUGAGAAACCUUGGCAUCUCGUACAUUCUGGAGUCUGAGUCUUUGGAGUUUCUGGAUGUGUCGCCCAGUCGUGGUUUGGUCUUCUCCUGUCUGAAGCUGCCUGCUUUGCGUGAGCUUCGUGCCAAGAAGAUUGUCCGCGGGAUCACGCUGGACAGGAGGACAAGGCUGAGGAUCCAGAGCCGAUGGCCCUGUCUGUACCAUGUGCUGCGAGAGGGGACACCCAAACUUCAGGCCCUUAACAAUGAGAGGCUACUGCCCACAUGGAGAGAGGAGAGCUAUGGGGAGCUGACUGCCAUCCUGGGACAGUCCUGUUACUGCAUUCAGCAUUUAGACAGCUGGCUCUGGUAG
Messenger RNA from Xyrichtys novacula (pearly razorfish), 1276 nucleotides. The record is from the annotation of a GenBank genome assembly. Lineage: Eukaryota; Metazoa; Chordata; Actinopteri; Labriformes; Labridae.